CUCUGCGCCCCGCGGCGCCCCCCGGUCCCGCCCGCCAUGCCCGGCCCGGCCGCGGGCAGCAGGGCCCGGGUCUACGCCGAAGUGAACAGCCUGAGGAGCCGCGAUUACUGGGACUACGAGGCUCACGUCCCGAGCUGGGGUAAUCAAGAUGAUUACCAACUGGUUCGAAAACUUGGUCGGGGAAAGUAUAGCGAAGUAUUUGAGGCCAUUAACAUCACCAACAAUGAGAGAGUGGUUGUAAAAAUUCUGAAGCCAGUGAAGAAAAAGAAGAUAAAACGAGAGGUUAAGAUUCUGGAGAACCUUCGUGGUGGAACAAAUAUCAUUAAGUUGAUUGACACUGUAAAGGACCCUGUGUCAAAGACACCAGCUUUGGUAUUUGAAUAUAUCAAUAAUACAGAUUUUAAGCAACUCUACCAGAUCCUCACAGACUUUGAUAUCCGGUUUUAUAUGUAUGAACUACUUAAAGCUCUGGAUUACUGCCACAGCAAGGGAAUCAUGCACAGGGAUGUGAAACCUCACAAUGUCAUGAUAGAUCACCAACAGAAAAAGCUAAGACUGAUAGACUGGGGCCUGGCAGAGUUCUAUCAUCCUGCUCAGGAGUAUAAUGUUCGUGUAGCCUCAAGGUAUUUCAAGGGACCAGAGCUCCUUGUGGACUAUCAGAUGUAUGAUUACAGCUUGGACAUGUGGAGUUUGGGCUGCAUGCUGGCGAGCAUGAUCUUCCGGAAGGAGCCUUUCUUCCACGGGCAGGACAACUAUGACCAGCUUGUUCGGAUUGCCAAGGUUCUGGGUACCGAUGAGCUGUAUGGGUAUCUGAAGAAGUAUCACAUAGACCUAGAUCCACACUUCAAUGAUAUCCUGGGACAACAUUCCCGGAAACGCUGGGAGAACUUUAUCCAUAGUGAAAACAGACACCUUGUCAGCCCUGAGGCCCUAGAUCUUCUGGACAAACUCCUGCGAUACGACCAUCAACAGAGGCUGACCGCUAAAGAGGCCAUGGAGCACCCGUACUUCUACCCUGUGGUGAAGGAGCAGUCCCAGCCUUGUGCAGAUAAUGCUGUGCUCUCCAGUGGUCUCACGGCAGCACGAUGAAGACGGGAGAGCGACGGGUAAUUUGGCAUUGAUGCUUGCCAAUAAAACCAACCAACCCAACACAAAUCUUGAAGGAAAACUACAGUGUGAUAAAAAGAAAUUCCAAUCAUUCCUUCUAAAAAGAAGAGUAAAGACCUAAAAGCCUGUCAAAAAGAAAGCAACUCCCCAGUACUAGUCGGCAGGGAGCUGCCGUUGCGGCCUGGCCCUGCACGUAGUUCAGGAUCUGAGGGCACUCUGCCUCUGGAAUGCAUGGGAGAUGAGAAACUCGGAGUUGUUGUACAUUUCCCUUAUUUCACAGGACAGCACUGUGGAAUUAACCCGUGCAAUCAACAAGCUCUGAAUAUCUGACUUCCUAUCUAUUCCAUUGUGGUCUGGGUUUCCUUUGACGAGAAUUCAGGCUCCAGUUUUAGCAAACGUCAGCAGUCUGUACUGACACACCAGCCUCAUAGACAAGAAAGAGAUAUUAAAACAGUGACAGUAUUUUUUUUAACUCUUUUACAAAUCCAUGUUUUAUGUAUUUUUUUUUUAUGACAUGAGCUCUCCAGGAAAUGUCUCCCAUCCCUGCAGUCUUGCUCUACAUGUGCUGUUCAUCACUUGCUUUCACAAGAGCCCUCUCUGGUGUCAGAAGGCAUCACUUAAAAUCUGAUGCCGUGAGCAGGUCUGUGGGUCUCAAAAGUUCCAUGCCGAGUGCGUCACUGGGAGCGCACUGUAACACUUGUGGAUUUCCCUAACCAUAAAAUCUUGUUGCUAUUUUUUUUGUUGUUUGGCUUUUUUUUCCCCACAGCCUUCUAAGGAAGGAAAACCUCCCCAUUCCCAGCACGUCCCAGUGUGUACACCUAUUUUAAUGCAUCUGUGAAACAAAGCCCUUUUUGUUCAGAACCAUAACUAAAACUGGAAAGUCAGUUUUCAGGCAGAUCGGGGGAAGAGAAAAAUAUCCUGUUAGAAUUUUUCAGGAAAGACUUAACUGAAAAAAAAAUGUACUGCCAAUUCCUACCCCCUUUUCCUUUUUACCCCUACGAGAAAGUUUCUGGCUGUAAUCGGGGUACUGUGCAUUUGUCAGCUCUGAUGUGUGAUACGUGAAUGUGAUGGCGAUGAUCAGUCUUUCUGGCAUGAAGGUACUGGUGUUGUGUGGGCAAGGCCAUCCCAUAACUAAGGCGCCUGAGAGGAGACGCAUGUACAGGGGCUUGGGGAAGGAGGGAGUGGCCCUGGGGCAAGUGUUAAAGCUUUUGUUUGAUUCACCGUGCUAACUCAACCUUCAAGUUAGCAAAGAAAGUAGACUUUGUUUUAAAAAAGUGAUGGGGCUGAUAGCAUUUGGGGGCUUACCUUUCCGUCAGCAUGGCUUGCCAUUGGUCCCUUUGCCCCAGCUGCAGAGCCGUAUUGCAGCUCUGGGGACCUAACACCUAGGCUAGAGCUAGUGCUAGAGGUGUUCCCCUAGUCACACUCUAGGACUUCUCUAUUAACCAUUCAAUAAUGCCAUACAUUUUUAUAAGGUUAGAUUGUUUGAAACAUCUGUUUACAUUCCAUAUUCAAAUAAAAUCGUAUUGGUAGCAGGUCCUAUCUCUAAAUGUAGAUUCUAUUUUUGUUGUUUGGUUUAUGGAAACUUAAAAUGCAAAUGAAACUCUUCUCUUACUGUAGAGUUGAGUUUACGGAUUAAAAAAUAUAAAAUCCCGAAGCCAGGAAGUACAUUGUUAAGGUUCUCAUAUCAUUGCUGCCUGACAGCCUUGCACAUUCUGAAUAUUAACGUAAACAUUUGUUCUACCUGCAAAUCAAAAAUGAGAUGGGCGCUCUCGGCUGAACCUGCCGAUACGUGUCAGGCAGCCAGACUCGGCGCUUUGGGGAUCAGAAGCCUUCAGGUGCGCGCACAGGCACCGGGUAUCUUUCCUGCUCCCCUGCCUCCUGUCUCCUUUAGCACCUCCUCCCCUCCCCCCUGCAUUUUUUAUUUUGCAAGUUGUCUGGACCAGGCAGGAGCCUACUCAGGAGGUCUUGGGGAAGCAGUAACCCUUUCUGUCCCCUGCUCCCCCUGCCCACAUAGGUCCCCAGAAGCAGUAAAGGCAUCUGGAGAAGCAGAGUGACUUCCUCCUCCCCUCUCCUUUGGCCAUGACAUUGGCGCAGACACAGCCAAGCUGCUCGGCCUUGGUUCUGUAACUGCAGCUGUGACACAGGAGUGGUUCUUCCUUGUUCAGGAGAGUUUACUUCUCUAGCACCUGUUCUUUCGACCUCUCAUCAUGCCUUAGACCUAGAGCGUAACUGGGUGUGAAAUGCUCACUCCCUCCCCGGUCUGGUCUUCACAGCUAGGCCGGCCUUCCCCAGAAUGAAGGGAGUCUAAUCCAGGCUUUCCCUUUUACCUGUCUGCAAAACCAUUUUGUCUCCAGAUGAACCCAGCUCCCCUGAGAUUUUAUAGGGUUUAACUGGGUUAGGUAGCCUUCAGAACUUCCAAAAGGAUGUGUGGAGGGGUGUGGGUGUGGGUGUGGUGUGUGUGUGUGUGGGUGUGUGUGUGUGAGAGAGAGAGAGAGAGAAAGAGACUGGGAGUGGAAGUCUAGUCUUAUUUUUAGACUAAACUAUGGUGAAUUUACCCACUCAUUAUCCAGUUCAGUUCAUAUUUUCUUAAGCUCAUCUCAGUAAUUGUUGUUUGCUUCGUUACCUUAUAACAGGUUAAAGUGCCUAUGAUAAGGACUUAAUUAUUUCCUAAAGAAAAGCAAAAAACAUGGGGAACAGGGUAGUGUUACACUGUCAUCUCAGGUACUGCCUAUGUUCAAGAACAUAGAGCUGGCAGGGUAAGAACAGAAGGUUCCCGUGCCUAAUCCAGAUGGGUGGAGCGCUGCUGGCUGGCCACAGGCGAGCACAACUGCAAGGUUUGCUUCAGUGGCGAAACCCACAGUGUGAGCGGAACUGGGCCGCGCUCCGUGCCAUGUGCAUCUGUGGCAGUUCGUGCUCCCCUGGGUCCCGUCAGCUGGCCUUGCUCCUGUCCCCUCUCCAGGUAGGGAGAAACUGUUGAGUACGUAAGGCAGACCAAGCAUCCCGGGUGUUUUACCCAUUAGAGAAGUGCCAGUGCUGGCCUGGGGAGGCCCCAGACAUUGUCCAGUGCACCCGUACGCACAGUGCAUUCUCCAGCACACAGGAAGGUACUCGGACUGCUUGAUGAGAGACCGAGGAGAGCACCUAAUCCCUGGGUGUGGAGAGUGACCGAGAGCGGGUCUAGGUAAAAGGAACCAGUAAAAGAAACCUGAAAGCAGAGCUCGAGGAGGAAACACUUCCUGUGGGGCUAAAAUUAGAAGGCCCCGAGUACAUGUCCUGGAACACCCCUGCCCCCGGAGUGGUUCCAGUGGGACUGGAAGGUGGUGCUCAAGAGUCAGGUGCUGAGUCCCAGAGGGGGACCUGGGUGCUGUGGGUCUGUGCUACUCAGGGAAAUGGCUUAGGUUCUCCCAGGUGCUGCAGUGAUGAGGAGAGAAGCAAAACUAUGUGGGGACACAAGCGACAGCUGCAGGAAUUUUUAUAUAUGCAUUGAUGUAACUCAAGAGAGCCCAGGUAACAGUUUCCUUUAAUGCCAGUUCAGAUUAGAUGAUUUAUUUAGGAACUUGUGUUACUUCAUGGACACCCACAGGGAAAGGCAAACUUCCCUCCUACAAAUGAAUGAGUGGAUAACUGACAAGAGUCGCCAUCAUUUAAACUGAAACCCUUCCGACAGCAAGAGCAGACAGGGGCCACACGAGCACACGGAGAAGCCAAAGUUGAAUGAAUUAAACUUUUUAAAGCAAGUGAGCUUAAUGAAUUGAAACUGGGUAAUGUCCUGCCUUUUAAAAGUUAGCUCAAGAACGGGGUAGGAAGGAGGGCAGGUGGCAGGGAAACAUCGGGACCAGAGAACAGGUGGUGCGGUUUUGAGCUGUGUGGAUGUUAGCGACCACACUCCCAGCCAGGCGUUGUAGAGGCUGGCGGGAAAGGAGAUGGGGUUGUGCAGGUGAUACCUCCGUCUGUGUUGAGACUCAACAGUGUGCUACAAAUGUGAUACUUAACCCUGAACUGCAUGUAUUGGGGAUUGUUUUUAAAAAAGAAAAAGAACUUUGAAUCAAUAAAUUAACAGUUUUUCACUUGCUGGCUCUUCUUGCUGUAAAUGAUAACUAACAAGAGUUUGGGACAGAAAUCUUGACACCCAGUGGAAAGUUCGGAUAAUCUUCAAGAACCAUGGAGCCUUCUGUUGGCAGAAGAGCCACACUGCGUGGGUUGUGAUCCUUUACAAGUGACUACUUGAGACACCGUUGGCCGCCUCUUUGUAUCCCUGGACGACCGAUGUGUGACCUCUGUGCUGCUGCCCUUAGAGGGAAGAAAAAUGCCAUGUUAAAUCCUGUUUUCAUAAAUAAAAAUGUUGACAAUAACUGGCCUUCCCAAGUGAAAGACAAACUGU
Messenger RNA from Lepus europaeus (European hare), 5488 nucleotides. It is a transcript of the gene CSNK2A2, whose product is annotated as casein kinase 2 alpha 2. Gene Ontology annotation, biological process: regulation of chromosome separation; protein phosphorylation. Bases 37 to 1089 code for a protein of 350 amino acids. Lineage: Eukaryota; Metazoa; Chordata; Mammalia; Lagomorpha; Leporidae. Gene Ontology annotation, cellular component: protein kinase CK2 complex; cytosol; nucleus. Gene Ontology annotation, molecular function: ATP binding; protein serine/threonine kinase activity. The transcript is spliced from 11 exons. The record is from RefSeq and is a predicted model, not a curated record.